AUGGAGUCUUCUCACCCGACCAAGAAGCGCAAGGCACAAGUCCGCUUUGACGACGACGACGACGCGAAAGAGGAUAACCUCGCGUUCGCUUUGCUAAAUGCGUUGCUGGCCAACCAACGUGUGCUGCCGUGUGAUCAGGGUUGUGUAAUUGGCGCCAGUCUACAACUCCCAGAGGAGAAGGACCAUGCGAGUGACGGGAGCAGGAGGACAGCGGGACAAGGACAGCAGAAGAUCAGCAGGAGUGGCAGCGAGGACUUGAAGGAUGACGGUGAUAGUGGCGGCGGAGACAAAGGUCCUGUAGGACGUUGUAUCGGUCUGGGUACAUUCAAGGAGAGCGGACGCGUGGUGGAAGCAUAG
Phytophthora nicotianae INRA-310 is the source of this 357-nucleotide messenger RNA. RefSeq lists its product as hypothetical. The transcript is spliced from 3 exons. Bases 1 to 357 code for a protein of 118 amino acids. NCBI's taxonomy places the organism in Eukaryota, Oomycota, Peronosporomycetes, Peronosporales, Peronosporaceae. The record is from RefSeq and is a predicted model, not a curated record.